Messenger RNA from Culex pipiens pallens (northern house mosquito), 6458 nucleotides. RefSeq names its product titin-like. The transcript has 5 exons. NCBI's taxonomy places the organism in Eukaryota, Metazoa, Arthropoda, Insecta, Diptera, Culicidae. The record is from RefSeq and is a predicted model, not a curated record. Bases 421 to 6096 code for a protein of 1891 amino acids.
GUCACAUUUUCGCUGUGUGUGCGUGUGUAAAUUUUCGGUGUGCUCUCCCAGUUUCGAACGGAUUAAAGUCGACUUUUACCGGUGAACAUCUCCCAGAAUCGCUUGAUUUGGUUAUAUUUCCGAUAGUUUGGUGGCCAGUGGUAUCGGAUGCGUUAAAAUCCGGAAGUUCCGACCGUGUGCAGAAAUCCUGGCAGCACUGCCCUCACGCAGGUUCCUCGACCCGGAACGGAACGCAGGAGGCGCAGCAGGACAGGGGGGAAGUCACUGAAGUUUUUCACCAUCCAAAAAGACAGACAGUCGGAGAAGUGACAGAUCGAGCAAGAAAAAAACAACAAUGGAGUCGUCGGAACAGCUUUGAUUAGUAAUCUUCCCUGGAGAAAAAACCAUUCCUCGUCGUAGGGAGAACCUACCGCGGUCACCAUGGACGUCGAGGACGAUUCGUCCAAUACGCGGGAACAGUCGUGCACUCCGCCGCUUCCGAACACGGACCUCACGGAUAUUGAAAUUAUGAAAUUUGGUGAUGGCUGCAAGGGCACCGUGGACGGAACGAUCGGAGGGUUGUCGCUCGAGUCCCAGGGGGAAGCUCUGUUGGAGCUGGCACAAGCCCUCUGUUCGAAGGGGGAAGCGGACAAAAAUGGCGAUCGGAAAGGUGACGGACCGACGGAAGAUGAAAAGAAGGACAAAGAAGCUGCGUCCGGGGACGGUGGCAAAAAAGAGCGAAUGAAACCACCUAAAAUCAUCUCCGGUGGCACCCCAGCAGUAUCCACCAAAAAGACGACCAAUCCCUCGCCCGGCGGCAACAAACUCGAUCUGAAAGCACCCCGCAAAAUCCAAUUGGUUCUGACCAAGGAAAAGUUCACCGAAAAAAGUAACCCCUUUGAAAAGGAAAACACAACUGCAUUUGAUAAGGAGAAAAGUGGUCCCAACCCAACACUUGAGAAGGGAAAAAAGGAAGAAAAGGAAAAGUUAAAGCUAACUGAUAAAGAUAAGAAAAAGCCAAGUGAAAAGGAAAAAGAAAAUCCCAAAUUGCCACCUGAAAAGGAUAGGAAAAAGGAGCCAGCUCCGGCGCGAUCUCCAUCCGGAAGCGAAAGGCGUAAAGAAAAGCCAAAAGAAUCGAAAGAGAUGGAAAAGAUCGUCGAACCUCCUCCGGCCAGAAGAAAGCGGAGCCGGCAUCGAUCACGCGAUCGCCGAGAACACGACCACCGCUCGCGGAAUUUCGACGGCGACGACAGACCACCCCGGCAUCGCUCGCGGGUAGCUGACCGGGGGGGCGGUGGACGCGACAGCACGAGGAGGGACCGUCACCGACGAAGCGCAUCGCGGCACGAUCGUGGCCGAAGGCGGGGGGAGGAUGGUUCCUCCAGGGAUUCGAGAAGAAAGACUCCGGGUGCGGAACUGAGGCCGAAGAUGUCGAGCUAUAUCAGUGGCGGCAGCGCUAGUAAGAGAAGGUCACGAUCGAGGCCACGUGACAAAGACAAGGUGAAGGGGGUGGCGGCGGUGCCGCCGCCUACGACGAUGCGGCUUCUGCCGCCGCGGGAGAAAACUCCGGAGGUGGAACGAUCCGGACCCAAGUCGUCCACGCCGCAGACAAGUAUUACUCCGCCGCUUUCGUCCGUGGUAGAACGCCCGAAGCGCGUCGAAGGCGAAGUGGUCCAGUCCCUUCUAUCGAUCCUACGCUACACGGUAAGUCCGCCGGUCAUCAGUUGGCAGUCCAAGAUCGUCACCGCAGCAACGACGACCCCCGUUCGCAAGGAAACCCAGUCGGCCACCUCGGUUCCAACCGUAAUCCGCGCCCUCCAAGUUUACGGCGACGACGAGCGAACCGACGACGAAGCGGGCGAUUCGAAGGAACCCUCGAAGAAGUCGGCGGACAAGCGGAAGAAGGGCGACCGAUCGCCAAAGCGCCACAAAAAGGACAAGAAGCGACGGGACUCGAAGAAGAGGGAGCGCAAGAAGGAGUCUUCUCCGAAGAGGAGGAAAAAGUCGAAAGACAGGAAGAAGGAGGAGCGAAAGCGGAAGAAGGAUUCGGCGGAGCCGAAAGAUCGCGAGGUGAUCGAGGAUGAAGAACCGCCGACUCCGCCUCCGGCGGAUGUUACGGCUGCGGCGUCAACGGAUAGCACCGAAACCGAUCCGGACGUAUCGCUGCCGGAGGAGGAGGACGACUUUGACGACGAUGACGACCUGGAGAUGGAGGAGCAAAUCGUCAAGCGGAUCAAGCUGGAGAAGCUGGACGAGCGCGAUCAGCAGCUGUACGGGGAGAUUAAGAUCGAUUACAGUAUUGUCAAGCAGGAACCGGUCACGACCGACGAGGAAAAGGACAAGCGAGCGGAGACGCCGAAGGCGGUUGAAGAACCCCCGCGUGAGGACUCUCCGCUGGAAGCUGAAAAGUCCAAGUUUAGCUGCUCGUUCCUGAACGAUCUCGGUAAACCGAAGGACUCGUUGCAGAAGACGGAGGAAGACUCGCAGGACAAGCCGGACCUGGAGGACCGCAACCGGAACGAGACGGAUUCGCCCGACACGGACGACUACGCGUCCAACUGGGAGGACGACUUUAGUCCGAUGACGGCGAAAGCCAAAGCGGUCGUUGAAACGCCAAAGGCGCCCAAGGUCGACGAGAAGCCGGCGGAAGUUGAGUCGGAGAAGCGGGCACGUCUCGUGCCGAAGAGUUGCCACGAGGAGAUCAUCCCGCUGGACGAUUUGCUCAACGUGCAGAACCAGCUGAAGACGAUGAAGAGCAAGCUGGAGAAGGGCGAGCUGCUGGACGGGAUUACGCCGCUGGAGAAGGUUCCGCCUAAGACCGUGGUGGCGACGCCGGUGAGUUCCGCGACGGAAAUCCCUGAAAAGUUGGUCAGUGAAUACGAGACGUUUAUGAAGACGCUGAAUGAGGAGAAUCUUGGGCUGGAGAAGGUCGAUCCGGUUACGGACGCGAUCGAGAUGCCGUUGGUUGAGGGUAAGAAGUCCGGCAAGCGGAGAAGCUCUUCCAGCACGACAAGCAGCACCAGUUCCACGACGGGCAGUUCAAGCUCCAGUUCCGAGUCCAGCUCGAGCUCAUCGUCCAGUUCCAGUUCUAGUUCUUCCGAUUCCGAUUCGGACACCAGCUCGGAAGACAAGGGCAAAAAGGUCAAGAAGAAGAAGGUCGUCCUGAUCAAGCGCAAGAAGAACAUGCUGAAGCCGAUCGUAUCCGUGGAGGAGCUCGGCAAAAUGGCCAGCGAGCUGGUUGAUCCGGAACCGGAAGAGGAAGAAUCCCCCAAGAAGCAACCCGAACCGCCCAAGCUCGUCAUUCCAGAACAUCUACUGCCAAAGCCACGACUUCCGACGGUCCUGACAACCGUAAACUCCAAAAUCUACAGCAUCCGCAACGAUUCGACCAGCGAUGAACAGCUCGUAACUGCCGCGGCCGCCACUCCCUCUCCAGCCAAACCUCUCGAGCUGGAGCGUGACUCGCCGGUCAAGCUGAAGAUCGCGUCCAAAACAAAACUCAACCCAGCGAUCUCAUCCUCUGCGUUGCUUGGCGGCGCGGACGAGGAAGAGGCGAAACCAAAGGUCGAAUCUCAACCUCCGGAACCACCGGCACCGAGGUCGAAGCGAUCCCGCGAUCGUCACCGACGAUCGAAAGAUCGCAGUCCUCGACGGAGCGGAGAUCUCCUCCAGCCGAAACGACGCUCCAGGGAACGCCGCAGCCGUAGCAAAUCCAAGGAGCACCACAAACGCCAUUCGCUGGAGCGUGAUCGCGACCGGCGGAAGGAUCGAUCGCGGCACUCGUCGAGUCCUUCACGGCGACGCAUUCGCAGUCCUCCGCCGCCGCGAAGAUCGUCGCGCCGAACGCGGUCCAGGUCGCGCAGCUUGAGCCCAGCGAUGCUGCGAAGGCCACCGAGUCCACCACCCCAGGAGGAUCGCGAUCGCAGGAGGUCGUCCAGGUCAUCGCCAACGUUCUACCAGCGACCUCCUUCUCCGAAGGAGAAACCUCCUGGCGAGAACCAGAUCGACGUUGUUACGAGUUCCGGCGGGGGUAGUCAAUCCAACGAUCAGAGUCCAGUGGCCGGCUACAAGAAGAGCGUGGCCGAUUCGACGAUUAGCGAUGCCGAGUUGGAGAGUCAGAAGAGGAAGCCGCCGACGGCGGCGGCGGCGACUGCCGCGCAGGGAUUCAGCGAAAGUUCCGCGUACAACAACAUGUACUCCAAGACGUACGGAUACUACGGUCCGGAGGACAUGGUGUUGGAAGGUCCUGAAGGGGGAGACUCGCCCAAGCGACCCUCGCUUGACGAUCGCAUCAACAUUGUGCUCGGGAUCAACGGGACGGAGGUGGCGAAGCCACCCGAACACUACGGAGACUACCAGCCGAUUCAGACGCACCUCCAUGACAACCAGGCGCAACCUCCGCCGCAGCAGCAGCAGCAGCAGGCUUAUCCGUAUCCGGGUCCGCGGCCAAUGAUGCACCAUCACUACCCGCCGCAGCAGCAGCAGGGCUAUCCACCCCAGGACUACCCACAUCCGGGCUAUGGCCAACCAGGAGCUCCACGACCCCCGUUCUACCGAGGACCUGCCCCGGGCCAGGGUUGGCAACUGUCUCCGCACGGUUCCGCCAUGUCUCCUGCCGGUCAUCCGCACAUGCGCCCCUAUCCCAACAACAUGUACCACCACCCGAACCCAGCCGGACCGCCACCUCCACUGCCCUCAACGACCGAACCCGGCAAAACGCUCGUCAAGCAGGUCGGCAACGUGCUCGAAAUUGUCCCCACCGCCGUAUCGGCACCACCCCUCAAAACCACACCCCCUCCAACCCCGGUCGAGCCACCAACGCAACAACCCCCCACCGGGUACCUCUUAACCGCUGGCGGCGGAGCCUCCACCAGCCCACUCAUCCCGCUCAACUGUCUCGUGCCGAAGAUCCUGACCGCGGAAGAGCUCAAACUGCGCCACGAGCGACGGCUCGAGCUCAAGAAAAAGAUCCGCACCGAGCGCGAGAAGAAACGCAUGGAGAAGAAGAUGCGCAAGGAGAAGCUCAAGAUGGAGGUGAAGAGGCUGCUCGGCGAAACGGCCACCGUCGCGACGGUCUCCUCCGACGAAGAGGACUUUGACGAGGCGAAACAUCGCGCCGUGCUGGCCUCGCUGAACCGGGGCUACGACAAGAGCAUCCUGCGGACAAAAACCGGUGCAUGUGUGGCCCGCAAGACGGUGUUGUUUGCGGAUGGCGUAGCCCCUGGGGACGAGUCGUCCUCGUCGGGGGCGGAAGCGUUGAGGUCGCCGGCGAAGCUGAACGCGUCGAAGCAGCGCAAGCGGUUGCGGAGAAAGCGCACGCUGAAGGCGACCGGGCGGAAGCGGUUGAUGGAGCGGUUAAAGUUGCCGGAUCUCGAUCUCGAGGAGAAGGAGCAUGUCGAUCCGGAGCUGGAAGCUAUGCCUCCACCACCUCCCCCUCCGGGCACUCCGCCCCCGAUGCUACCCCAGCCACGCUGCAUCAACCCCCCGCCAGUGCAGAUGAUCGACUUCCGGGACGCUCCGCCUAUGCUGCCCUUUCGUGCUGGUGGCACUUCUACACCUUCGAGUGCGAGUUCUGCUGGUGGCUCUGGCAUGCCGUCUUCUGCGUAUAGCUCUCCAGCCGGAUCCGGAUCUGGCGUCGGCGGCGGCAGCGGCUCCCAGCAGCAACAACAAUCACCCGGUCCCAACGGAGGAGCAGGAGGAGGUUCCAGCGGAUCCGGAAUCAACCCAGGAGGUUCCGCUGGUGGUAAUUCUUCGAGUCAUCCUAUGAACAACCUGGCCAGUCAAAUUCCUCCUCCGCCACCGCCAGGCUCCUCCAGUCAAAACAACUUCCGGAAUCUGCCCCCGCACAUGAGGCCACACCUACUCCCAACACCCCCUCCGCCGGCCUCACACCACCACUACAAUCACCUGCUGCAGCCACCCUUGCCACCGCCGCCACCCCCGUCCCAUCACCACAUGGUCGGCCAACAUCCCAUGAAACCACUUCGAGGGGGCGGCCACCAUCGGGACGGCGUGCUUGUGCAUCCGAUCGAGACGAUCGGAUCGGGAGGGCCGGUGCAGCAGCCGCCGCCACAGAUGCCGAUGCGGUACUCGUUGUCCUACGAGGGGCCGCAUUAAGGGGGCAGGGUUGCGAGCUAGUGUGGAUUGCAAAGCAAAAACAACAGAUUUUUUAAGUGUGAGAGUGUGAAGCCGCGCAGAGCGUGUUGAUGGCAUGGUCGGCGACAACCUAUUAUUUUAAAGUUUGAACGUAAGUUUGCAGAUUUGUGUAAAUGUUCGGAAAUAUCCGGAAGAGAUAAGCGAACGAUCUAAAAAUAAGAGACAGGAAUCAAAGUUCUCUUGUAGCGCAAACGGAAUAGGAUUGUGUUGAACAGAACAAGCUUACUUGAUAAUAUAUUAGUAAUAUAAAUAAUGAAAAUGAAACGUAUGUGAAAGCCAAGAUAAUAAAUGCAAUUGUUAUCUUAUGUAGAAAAGGUAAAUCG